Cylicocyclus nassatus is the source of this 5250-nucleotide messenger RNA. The record is from the annotation of a GenBank genome assembly. Lineage: Eukaryota; Metazoa; Nematoda; Chromadorea; Rhabditida; Strongylidae.
CGGUGCCAAACAACAUCUUUGCUGUCUUUUUUCCAUAUUAGUUUCAUUGGAUUCGUCUUUAUAUGAAGUUAUCCGUUAUUUAGGGUACUUUCAGAGUUCUAUAAUUUAAUCAUCUUGAUUGCUUGUUACAAUGGAAAGAAGGCGUGCCUUCGACACUCACCAGGACCAUACUAGACCAGACAGAUCUCGGUCUCCACAUCAAUUACAUCCAUGGGAGAAAAACUGCAGCGAAACUAAGUCCGUUUUGUACUCAGCGGACGUUCAGUUCCAUAGACGAAGCCCCAACAAGCAACGAUCUCCAUCCAAGCAGUCAUCUUCAAAGGCUUAUACGAAAUCUAAGAUACCACUUAAACAGUCGCAGCCAGAACGUGCUCGUACAACAAGUCAUCCGCAAACUCGCUCAGAUGCUGGUGUUCAAGAUUACGUGGAGAAAUUACAAAAAUGGAGCAGCAUGCACAGCCCAUCAAAGUUUAUGGCUGGAAUGAUGUCUGCGGAUGGCACUUACGAGGUGCCUCUCGAGGCAACCCCCAAACGUCGUUCGCGCGGACCAUGGUUUGUUGAACAUUACAGCAAGGUUGAGGGCCCAUCGCAAACUGGCACGGAAAAAUCACACGGUUCAAAGGAUAACAUCAUAAGGGUUGAGAAGGAAAAUCGUCGCACUGAUGAGUACUUAACGAGCAAAUUGAAAGACAAUGAGGUAAUCCAUUCCGAAAAAAGCGUCCAUUCAACUACUACGAAGGUAGUCAAGAGCUCCAGUCAAGUGGUUACAACAGACGAUGAUGGAUAUGCCAUACCAACAACUGAAGGGCGAACUGGACCGAUGCCAUCUUCUCAGGAGCGAGAAACCCCAAUCUUUGCUACACCAUCAAAAGUAGAAAGCCCUAACGAACUUUUCUAUACGCCAAUGACACAUCCUCGAGCAAAUCGAACAGCAAGUGGGCACGCUGCAACUCCAGAUCCAAAGCUUCAUGACAUUUCUACAGGACAGAUCCCAAAAUUCUCACUAAUCAAUGUAAAGAAAUUCUCAUCUACGUCGCCUUCGAAACAUGACACUUUAAUAAAGGAAAGGACGGAAACACAAUUAGCAUCAUUUGAAAAGGCCUCGAAGAGGCUAGAUAAAGCAUUGCAGGAAGCUACCGAAGCAUUGCAACAUCCCAUCAAAUUGACCUUACCUUCGGAUAUUCCCCCGUUUAGCGACCAACGUCAAACUUUGGACGUUGCCCAAGUAGAAAAUCUGCGCAAUAGAGAUAUCGCAGCUCGCGAGACCUUGCGCCAUUCUCUUCCAUCAAAGCCCUUAUUUGAAAACAGUUUGUCUUAUGAACCUGAUGCCACUGACAGUCAGGAAGACAGCAGAAAAGUACAUUUUGCGUCUUCAAGCAUGGAGGAGAAAGCGAGUGAACAAUUGGGUUCAAGGAAUAUCCCACUAUCGAAAGUCUUGGGAGCCAGCAUGGCUGCUGAGUUGGCUUACGCCGAAAAAGUUCAGAAGAUUCAAACGCAUUUGAAUAACGCCCAUCAUCUCGCGACCUUGGUACAGCAAAAGGCAGAGCAGCAGCUUGGGGAUGAUGCCUCCGACGAUGUUGACAGAAUACUAGACUCCAUCUCGUUGCGAGACGACUCGCUUGUGACCAGUGACGAUAGUGAGAAGCCAAAGAAAAACAUUAAAGUCCAAGGAACAUCAAAACCAAUGAACACGAGCGUGAGGUUCAAUUUUAUGCCCUCGCCUGUCCGAAAGACAGCAUUUAUGACCCCUGCACAGCGACAGGAACGAAAGACGAAAGUGGAAGAAUAUCUUCGUAUGUACAAUGUCUUGCAUACCCUGCAAGCUGCAGUUUUCAAGCUCAAAAGGUCUAAAUGCAAGCCUGAGCAAGUGCCAAAAAUCGAGGAGCUAUCCAGGGUGGCGGAGAAGGAGUACAGAGAAGCGAUUGUUCAAGCAAAGUCAUGGUUGAGAAAAAGGAUCUCACAGCAUGAGUUUUUGCAAAUUGUUGAAAGACAGCAAAAGAAGGUUUAUGAUGAGAGCGAAGAAUGCAGCAACAGGAUCAAACGCCUCCUAUCGGCACAGGCUGCUGCACAGGUCACAACACAGGACGAUGCAUCUCGUUCAAAAAAUUUGGCUAUCCCUACCAUCGCUAAUGAGAAUGAGCUGCCGCCUGUGAGAAUGGAUACAAAGGCGUUGAACGAGAGUGUUGAAUGCGACUUAUGGAAUCUCAGUGCACGAUCAUUGCGCCGAAAUCUGGAUAUCCGCCGCGAACAGGCUGAAAUUCUGAAUAGAAGUUUUGAAGAGAAAACAAGGGAUAUUGAGCAAAUGACAAGAAAGUCAAUAACAGCCCAAAUCAUCGAGUAUGACCGCGUAAUUUCUGAGAGAACGGAGCUACUUAACAAAUUGGAUGAAAUUUCUGCGGAAGAAGAAGUGUCGCAGCCAACACCAACUCCUCGUCGGGUUGGGGUAGAACCCUUAGAUCUUGCUCAGCUAGAGGAGCAUGCGAUAGAAGACGAAAGGAACAACAUAUCGGUGUCAGAAUCGGGAGGAAAUCAACAAAGCUCAUUAUCCGAGGAUAGCACUGAUGUAGGGAUUAUACGCACUAUUUCACAAUCUACCGUCUACGAAGAUUCGCUUUCUCAUUUUGAUGAAGAAGAGAAGAAUCAGAGCUCAGCAAGUUCUUCUACUCUGUACCAGUCGGAUGUGGAUGAUGCUUUGGAAACAAAGAAUAUUGAAAAUGCGGAUCAUCUUCAUCCAUCUCGUAGAACCUUGGACACGGCGGAGACCCUAGCAAUGCUGUCACGUCAGACUGUGACGGUUGUCGGUGAUGAGAACUCUCUGGAUAGUGUCGAUCAGAUUCUUGAUAAACUGGAGUCAGCCACUUUCACUCUGACGGAUGCCACAAUUGAGGAAGUUCCUCUUGAAGAGCUGUCCUCAUCAGACGGUGGGAAAGUACUUGACAAGACUUUCACAGUGGCUCCUGAUACGGGGGCAAUGUUGCCGAAUGAAGCUUUUGAAGAAGCAGACCAGUUCGUGGACGAGAACGGGUUGGGCGACAAUUUGAUAACUCCUCACGAAAGCGUCAGAUUGGAAGUGUCCAUGUAUAACACUGGGACUUGGAGUAAAGCGGAAGUGAACGUUCCAGACAAAACUGUAACACAUGUUAGUGAAGUGCUUGACGCCUCUACUUUGGAAACCCCAAGCACUAUCGGAAAUGCAGUUGAUGUAACCGAAACCGCGGAAAGUGGAGAUAAUAAUCUGAGUCCACUUGAACUCAGCCAUGAAGAGACGAAGGAGGUCCUGAAGGAAGGUAUAUUCAUAUCGGAUGCGGAAGGUAGCGGAGACCGAUUCUCAGCAAGCUCUGGCGCAGAUCAUGCACAGCCUUCUAGUGUGGACGAAGAGCGCCCCAAAUCACAGAACGAUGUGAAUGAGGAAAACUUUGGGGAUGGCGCGAAGGAGGUAACAACGGAUGGCGAAAAUGUAGUGCAUGAGGUGGAGAAAGAGACGCAGUUGAGCUCCCAGAGCGAUGCUACAGCAAAUAUGGGUUUGGCUGACGAAGUGAGCACAACAACGGAAUCUACAGCAACAGAAGAAGUACUAAAUGCGGACCAAAGUACCUCGGUCGUACCUGAGGAAGAAAAUUCUGCACAGCGCAGUUCUUUUACUGCUCGCACCCAGGACGAAGACGCAUCUUUAACAGAAGAUUUCAAUGAGAACAAAGCACAGAGUCAAGAGCAGGAGAAGCUAAUCACCGAAGAAGUGCGGGAAGUUGAGCCGAAGUCCGACGAGAAACGAGAAAAAGAUUCUUAUGAGCUUUCUUUCUUAGAUGUCGGCGGUCGUGUCAGCAUGGGCCUCAACCGUAGCGAACUUUGUGACAACCUGUCCACCUCAAUUCUGCAAUCGCUUUUGGAUUCGCCUCGACGACGAUCAUUGCCGCGAUAUACUCUCAAUGAUUCGCUGCUCAAUGAUUCGGUUUUGGCAACUCCGAAAUCGCCGCGUGCACCCAAAGAGAGAUUCAAUACCAAAAUGCCUGGUUCAAGUCCUCGUCUGCUUGAUGAUAGUCUCAAAUCAGACAUAGCAAACAUCAUCGUGAACGAUUUGGUUACGAACGCUGUAGAUGACACUGACGACUUGAAAGAGUUGACAGGUCGACUCUCUUUUUCGAGUAAAGAAGAGCAGACAGUCUCAAAACCAGUCCAGAAUCUCUUUGAGCAGCUGGAUGAUACAUAUGAAGAUCUGCUUUCGAUUGAAAAGCCUUCGUCGAGUCUCCAUACGGUGCUCUCACCAACCGAUCGUACUCCUGGUUUUCCCCAACUGGUAGCUGAUACACCUCGAAAGGAACCGCCACCGCAGCCUUCUGCAGAGGAUGCGAAAGAGAACCAACUCGCGGAGUUGAGUCAAGUUCUGGAAUCGGACGACUGGAUGACGGCGAAGUGCCAGCAACUGGUGAAACCUUUGUGGAGCAGAAUAUGCGCUAAGGGUUGUAUACUUCCAUUAUAUGAUGAUUUCGUUGCCGUCCCAGAUGUGCCAGAAGAGAUAUCGGUAGAAGGCGAAGAUGAGCAGCUUAUGAUUGAGAAUAAGACGUUCUUAAUAUGGGCUACCAUGAUCGAAUUGGCAUCAAAAUUGUGGCCCGAAUCGCAAACGGAGAAAAUGAGAUUGAGUUCAAAGAUGCUUCCCAUUCCGAGGAGUGAGGAGGACUUUUCCAAGAAAGCAACUUGCUACGUGCUAGAGCAGCUCAGCGAAAUGCCUGCCUCGCAUCGUUACAAUAGAGUCAGUCGCCCUCCUCCACCUCCAUAUGCGGACACUUCCGUAGACAAAGCGGUAGGAAGACACGUGUAUCAAGAAGAUCCCUACAGUUUUGGCAGAGAGGUGGAUAAGGAGUACCGCAAGCUUUGCGAAGAAAUCAUCGAGAAAGUUGGCGAUCGUUUUGUCUCCGCCGAAGUACAAGUUCUGCAACAUCGACUUGUUGCCAGCGACAUUGACACCACCCCGCUGACUCCUUCUGCCAUGAUUUCUGGCGAUUACGGUCGUCCAUCGUUGAGUAGACUUUCUGUGAGUAGUCGCGUUUCGAUAGGAUCGUUGCCUUCUAAAUCACCACUUCGUAUCGUACCUGAAGUGUCUGAGCUGUAAGCUGAGCUAAUCUAACAGUGACCAAUUCUCUGUCAUCUUACUUUACUGAAUUGAAGUGUUUGGUUCAGACUGCGCACACUGUUUAGGUCAAUCAGUGUAUUGCUUCACUUUUGAAAGUAUCUCCUACCUGUACAAUUUUUUGU